Mytilinidion resinicola is the source of this 3929-nucleotide messenger RNA. RefSeq names its product Aso-1. Gene Ontology annotation, molecular function: protein binding. NCBI's taxonomy places the organism in Eukaryota, Fungi, Ascomycota, Dothideomycetes, Mytilinidiales, Mytilinidiaceae. Bases 132 to 3770 code for a protein of 1212 amino acids. Gene Ontology annotation, cellular component: membrane. The record is from RefSeq and is a predicted model, not a curated record. The transcript is spliced from 3 exons.
UGCUUUCCUCCUCCCGGCACACAGCUGCCGUCCAGCGUCAUCUCCCGCCUACCCCGCGAUACCACGCCGCCACGUUUGAGCCCGCACGCGCGGCAAACAUCGCGAAGUCACCACCUCAUCUGCACCCAACCAUGGAUCCACGCAGGCAGGGCCGUCCGGAGGAGGAGCUGUUCUUCCGCCCCUCUGCAGAUGCUCCCGAGACGCCCACCGUCGGGCCCCUGAGAAUCAACAAGGCCUCUCCUCCGCCUCGACUCCCCUCCGCGGGCAGCGGCAGCGAUGGCGGAUUCUCGCGCCCUCCGCCUAUGCCAACCUUCCCAUCACCUCCUACGAACCCUCCCACAGCUCCUCUGCCGUACCCCGACGACCGCGCAAAAGACAAAGCUCCCACGGGCCGCCCCGUAUACACCCCCCUAUCAGCACAAGAGCGGGCAUCGCGGAACGCUACGCCUCCUGAUAAUGACGAAAGACGACGACGCUCAAGUACCACGCAGCCUUCAGGGGGCUCGCCGCGAACAAAAUUCAGUGCCGACGAUCCGAAUAGGCCCACAUUGUCAGGUUACGGUCAUGCACCGCGGGCGGGCGAGGGGCGCGAGGGAGCUAUCCAGCCAUCGAAGCUAGCAGAGAGGCGUGGGACUGUCCCAAAGCCUCUCCCCGACUCCCCAGGCCCAGAGACGCCUGAGAAGGAGAGCUUGUUCCAGAAGCAGCCAGUCCGUCAAGGCUCGGUCCCUGGAGAGGUGCCAAACCCUUAUCCAGACUAUCAUCAACAGUACUGGCCACCUCCGGGUCCUGUUUCGCCGAGAGGUCCAGCGCCGACCCUCAAGAUUCCAAACCCAGGCGGCAUCAACAGACUGAGCUCCACUGCAUCGACCUCAACUACCAGGGCGCAGAGGGGAUCACCUCCCCCUCCCGAGACCCCUAUCAUUCCACCUCCGAGUGGUGGUAUUGAAGCUCGAUUCGCAGCCGCCGGAAUCGCCGGGAACUCGACACUUACCAGCCUUCAGGCGCAGAAUCUUCAAAAUGCUGCGGCAGCACAGCGUAACCAGGUCUAUGCAAACUCUCAGCCUAAGCCUACCGUCUCUUCGCCUCCCCCAGCUCAGCAACAGCCCCCGCGAAGGCCCUGGACUCCUACUGAACAGCCUGGGAGCCAGCCACAUGGCCCACCGACUGUUUAUCAAGGGCCAGAUGAAGUCAACGAUCCGCCCCCUGAACCAGUAUCCGCGCCUCAAUCUGUGGCACGAUUUUCUCCCCCUCCGGUAGCAAUGCAAGUGCCCCCUGAACAUCCGGUACAGCAGGAUUUGUCUCGAAUGCACAUUCACGAUGAGCCUCCACCAGCCUAUUCGAGUGUGCCGCAACCUGCUGGGGGAGUACCGGCACAAGGCUAUCCCAAUGAGAAACGCAACACCGUGAUCAAUCAGCCCACGCCUGCUCCUGCUAUUAUGAGCGAUGCCAGUGUUCAAAACCACCCUGCUUUUGCGAACGAUCCUCGUCAACCGAGCAGAUCAACUCCCCAGCCCGGAGGAUCGGUUGGUAUGACUCCUGUUCAACCUCCUAAUGCCUCACCUGGGCCAGGACCAGCCUCUCCGCCUCCACUACCGGAAGGCUGGAUCGCGCACCUUGAUCCUGGUUCUGGGCAAUACUACUAUAUCCAUCUUCCCACACAGUCAACACAAUGGGAAUUCCCCAAGGGACCCACGCCGCUUAAUUUGAAUGAGCCCAUGUCUCCCACGGGUACUUUCGUCAAUCCCUUGACUUCGCCAAGUUUUGGCCCAAUGGGCGGCAAGACACCCAUGGCUUCGCCUGGAUUUCCACCACAGUCGGCAACGUAUCACAGCGAUAUGAUGAGCAUGGCAGGUAUUGCAAGCCCAACCGCUUCAGGCUUCACGGGCCCACCUCCAGCCGCUGGAGUAGACAUGUACAAAGUUGCGCCCACUAACAAUGUCUACUUUGGGCCUUAUUUGAGGUACACCAAUAUGGACCUUGAGCGAGGGCUAUGGCUUGGGUCGAUUCUCCUUGUGACAAAUGCACCCCAGCCUCCCACCAUCCACAUUCAUCAGAGUGUGGACCUUUCUCCGAAUCCCCGUCAACUCAAGGCGAAUCCUAUCUUCACCCAUCAAACGUGGAUGUUCUACAGAUAUGACGUUGACCUGCGAAUGGAGGAGGAUCAUAGCGCAAAGUGGACUUACGCAAUCACAUCUCAUCUUGGGUGUACACGGUUCGAAUUCCUAGUUGCGGGACGCCAUGAAACGAGUUGGCGAUUCAUCGCACAUUCUGGCAACGACUUCGCUCUUAAUGUCAAUGCAAACGAGAGAUCCAAGCUUGGUGGCAUUGGGUUCAUGUGGAAAGACAUUCUACAGAAGAACGCUGAAUGUGGUGGGUUCCACGUGCAGUUAGGGCUAGGAGAUCAAAUCUAUGCGGAUCGUCUAUGGAAAGACAUCCCGCUACUGAAACAAUGGACGGCCACGAGCGGAAAAGAGAACAGAAAGAACGCCAUUUGGACAGCGAAGCAUGAGGAGGAGGUUUCGCAUGCCUACUUCCACUACUACACGAGCCAUUUCGAUCAACCACAUCUGAGAGAGGCCUUUGCUCAGAUCCCACAUAUCCUAUCUCUCGAUGACCACGAUAUUUUCGAUGGCUUCGGAUCGUACCCUGAGUACAUGCAAUUCUCAAACAUGUUCAAGAACAUUGGAAGGAUCGGUAUUGAGAUGUAUCUUCUCUUCCAGCACCAUACUACCCUAGAAAUAUUGCGGAACGUCGGUAACGACCAAGACCUGUUCACCAUCACCGGAACGGGAUGGCAUUUCGUCAAGUAUCUAGGCCCUUGUGUUGUGGUAGUUGGGCCAGAUUGCCGAUCGGAACGAAACCCACAUCAAGUGAUGGCAGGGCCAACAUAUCAAGGAAUCUUCCCCAAGGUGGCUACCCUUCCACCCAGCGUUCAGCAUUGCAUCUGGAUGAUCCCAGUGCCCCUUAUCUAUCCCCGCCUGGAAUCUCUAGAAACCUUGGGUAACACGGUGGCAACCGGAAAGAAGGCCGUUACCGGUACCUUCAAUAUACUAGGAAAGGUAACUAGCUCUGUCGCUGGCGUCGUUGGCGCGAAAUCUGUGGUCGGCGAAGGUUUCAGCUCUGUCAAGAAAGCUAUUGGGAAGUCGGGUUUGAUGAGCGGAGUUCUGAGUCCAUUUGGAGAUAUCGAUAUGCUCGACGAGUUACGAGAUCAAUGGACGCAUGAAUCCAAGGACCUAGAACGCACUUACCUCAUUCGGACAUUGCAGGGCAUCGCGCAUAAUAAGUCACUGCGCAUGAGCUUUUUCUCGGGCGGUGUUGACUGCUGUGGCGCUGGACUUGUCCAUGAUCCUUCGAAACCGCAAGAUCACAAGACGAUGUACCAGAUAAUAUCGUCAUCGGUCGUGAACGCUCCGCCCAGCAACUAUGUUCUUCGACUGCUGCAUAACAACAAAGCCCUCUACAUUCCAGCGAACGGACACCGCAGCACUCACACGCCAUCAGACACCAAGGAGGACAUGAUGGAGAUUUUUACCCAAGACGUGAACGGCGCUGCCCGCGAGUUGAAACGGCUCAUGGGCCGUAGGAACUAUGUCGCUUGUGUGAUAUACGAUCCGGAGAUUGUCAACGGGACUUUCGGACAGGCAGUUCCGGGACAUGGUGGUGGGAAGCUCAGUCUCGCGGUCGACUUUAUGGUGCAGAAUGACGGUCCAUACGCAUCGCCGAUGAAGUAUGGGCCAGUCAUCAUACCCAGCUUGGAGUAUGGUCGUUAGGAGCGUAUCUUUUCUGGGUUAUGCUUGCUUGGUGUUUAGUCGCAAUUAGCGUGGCAUGGCCAGUCUUGUACUUUCUUCUACAUAUGACCGCUUGAGGGGUGUUCGAAGAAUUAGGACGAUGAGUAGACAGUGAAAGAAAUUCAAUAACACAGUAAUGCU